AUUGUUCAGCUCCCAAACCCAGAAGCCAUCCUCGAUUCAGCUCUUUUCUUCAUUGAUCUACGAUCCAGCCCUUCAACAAGUCCUAUUGGUUCAACUUCCAGAAUAGAUACCAAAUUCACCCAUUUGUCUCCAUUGCCAUUGCUACCACCCUAGGACAAGCCAACAUCAUCUCUCUCCUGGACUACUUCCUAACUGAUCUCUGUGUUUGCUUCCUCUCCUCCAUACCCAGUUCCUCACAAAACAGCCAGAUUAAUCUUUUAAAAAUGUAAAUCUCACCAGGACACUUCCUUGCUUGUUAGGUUCUUUGAUGAAAUUGUAAUUCUUUACCAUUACCUAUAAAACCCUACAUGAUCUGUCCCCUGCUCCCUUUUAAACCCCAACACAUUUCAUUCUCUCCCACAUUCACUGUACUACACUGGGUCUUUGCACUUACUGAUCUGCCUGGAAUGUCUUUCCUCCACAGAAAGGCAAUUGAGUAGGGUGGUUAAGAGCAAGAACUCUAGAGUCAAAUUGGUUUCAAAUCCCAGCUGUGCCACUUACUAGCUUUUUGACUUAGAGUACUUAAUUGCUGUACUUUGGUUUCCUUAUCUGUAAAAUGGGGGAUAAAAAUAGUACUAUCUCAUAGGGUAAUUGUGAGGAUUAAAUGCAUUGAUAUACGUAAAAUGUUUCAGACAGUGCCUGGCAUAUUAUAGUAUUCUGUAAGUGUUUUUUUUUUUUUUUUUUAAAGUUUAUUUAUUUUUUGGCUGUGUUGGGUCUUUGUGGCUGCACGUGGGCUUUCUCUAGCUGUGGCGAGUGGGGGCCCCUCUUAAUUGCAGUGCGCAGGCUUCUCAUUGCGGUGGCUUCUCUCGUUGUGGAGCACGGGCUCUAGGCAUGCAGGCUUCAGUAGUUGUGGCACGCAGGCUCAGUAGUUGUGGCACACGGGCUUAGUUGCUCCGCGGCAUGUGGGAUCUUCCCGGACCAGGGCUUGAACCCGUGUCCCCUGCCUUGGCAGGCGGAUUCUUAACCACUGUGCCACCAGGGAAGCCCCUGUAAGUGUUUGCUAUUACCUGAAUUUUAAAAAAUUGAGAUAGAAUUGACAUUUUAGUUUCAGGUGUAUAAUAUAGUGAUUCGUAUUUGUAUAUAUUGUGAAAUGAUUACAGUAAGUCUAGUUAAUAUCCAUCACCAUACAUAGCUACAUUUUUUUCUUGUGAUGGGAACUUUUAAGAUCUACUCUCAGCAACUUUCAAGUAUACAAUACUUGCAAGUAUACAAUACAGUAUUAUUUACUAUAGUCACUAUGGUGUACAUUACAUCUCCAUGACAUUUAUUUUGUAACUGGAGGUUUGUACCUUUUGACCCUCCUCACCCAUUUUACCCACCCCCACCCCCUGCCUCUGGCAACCACUGUCUGAAUUUUUUUACAUGUGCUGUUUCCUGUUCAUUCAAGUCUCAGCUCAAGUGUCACCUUCUCAGACAAGUCUUCCCUCAUCACUCUAUCUAAAAUAGUACUCAAACUCUCCAUUGUUACUGUUUUAUUAGUGUUUUAUUGUCUAUGUGGCAUUUGAUGUUAUCUGAAAUAACUUUUUAAAAUGUAAGCUCUGUAAGAGCAAGGAUCUUGUCUGUCUGCUUCAUUGUUUGUAUUCCCUGAGCCUAGGAUAGAACUUGGUGCCUAACCAAAGCUCCAGAAUUUGUGUUGAAUAAAUGAAUGAAUAAAAAUAUAUUCUGGCAGGGAAUUCCCUGGUGGUCCAGUGGUUAGGACUCGGCACUUUCACUGCCAAGGGCCUGGGUUCAAUCCCUGGUCGGGGAACUAAGAUCCCACAAACCACACAGCUCGGCCAAAAAAAAAAAAAAAACAACCCCAACAUUCUGACAUAUAUAAUGUCUGGCACAUCUAACGGUAGGUUACUAGAUGGUAACACAAAUACUGGGUGUCAGUCACUGUGGUGUUGAGGACGCAGAUGUGAAGCCACCAUCCCUGCCCUUUAGUUGAGUGGAGGAAACAGACACAUAAAUAAGUGGGGACACUGCUAAAAGGAGAGGUGUGUCCAGAAUGCAAUUUGGGCUCAGAGGAAGGAGGGGGAGGCUAGAGCAGGUUUCAGAGAAGAGAUGACAGCCAAUGGGUAGAGGCGCCUGCUAGUUGCAGCCAGUGGCCAUGUGUUGAGUGGGGCGGGGAAGAAUGGGAAGAGUAGUAGCCUGUUGAUUGCUUCUCCCUUUCCCCUACAGGAAUUUUUCACAGACAACCUAUGGGGCACACUCCCUUGCUCGUGGCAGGAAGCCCUGGAUGGACUGAACCCGCCACAGCUGGCCACACUGCUGCUGGGGAUGCCUGGGGAAGGGGAAGUGGCCAGACCCCCUCAGAGUUCCUGGAGAACCCCAGCCAGAGUUCCCGACUGACAGCUCCAUUCCGGAAACAUGUCAGGCCCAAGAAGCAGCAUGAGAUUCGGAGGCUGGGAGAGUUGGUGAAGAAGCUGAGUGACCUCACAGGCUGCACCCAAGUUGUGGAUGUAGGCUCAGGCCAGGGCCAUCUCUCCCGCUUCAUGUCCUUGGGGCUGGGGCUGAUGGUGAAGAGCAUUGAAGGGGAUCAGAGACUGGUGGAGAGAGCCCAGCGCCUAGACCAGGAGCUCCUGCAGGCUCUGCAGAAAGAGGAGAAGCGGAACCCACAGGUGGUCCACACUGGCCCUCGCCACCGCCCCCACCACGUGGUUAGGUGGGUAGACCCCACGGCCCUGUGUGAGGAGCUUCUGCUUCCAGUGGAGAACUCACCUCAGAGUGAGGCCCGCUUGCUGCUGACAGGCCUCCAUGCCUGUGGGGAUCUGAGUGUUGCCUUGCUGAGGCACUUCUCCUGCUGCCCCGAGGUGGCGGCCCUGGCCUCAGUGGGCUGCUGUUACAUGAAGCUGAGUGACCCCGGUGGCUACCCACUGAGUCAGUGGGUGGCUGGGCUGCCUGGCCGUGAACUGCCCUACAGGCUACGGGAGGGGGCCUGCCACGCCCUGGAGGAAUACGCUGAGCGGCUGCAGAAAGCAGGCCCUGGCCUCCGAACCCACUGCUACCGGGCAGCACUGGAGACGGUCAUCCGGCGUGCCCGGCCCGAGCUCCGUCGGCCAGGCGUGCAGGGGAUCCCCAGGGUCCACGAGCUCAAGAUUGAAGAAUACGUGCAGCGGGGGCUACAGCGGGUGGGGCUUGACCCCCACCUGCCACUGAAUCUGGCUGCCCUUCGGGCCCACCAGGCCCAGGAGAACCGUGUGGUGGCCUUCUUCAGCCUGGCCCUGCUGCUGGCCCCGCUGGUGGAGACACUGAUUCUACUGGACCGGCUGCUCUACCUUCAGGAGCAGGGCUUCCAUGCUGAGCUUCUGCCCAUCUUCAGCCCCGAACUCUCUCCGAGAAACCUGGUUCUGGUGGCCACCAAAAGGCCUCUGGGUGAGACCUUCUCUGUUCUGGAGACUGAAGACAGCUGACACAGCCUGAGGAAGGGCAUAUCUCCGACCCCAUCUGUAACUGCCAGGUACCACACUGGGUGGCGGAGUCUUCACCUCCUCAGCCAGAGAACCAGCAUCCUCCGUGGAAUCCUGGUUCCCUACAAACCUUCAGCUUCAUACCCUUUCUCUCCCUCUGUGUGUUAUGUAAUAUUAUGCAAAAACUUAUUUUUAAUUUAUUAAAAAAUUGAAAUCUUUA
Messenger RNA from Balaenoptera ricei (Rice's whale), 3651 nucleotides. It is a transcript of the gene METTL25B, whose product is annotated as methyltransferase like 25B. The transcript is spliced from 7 exons. The record is from RefSeq and is a predicted model, not a curated record. Gene Ontology annotation, biological process: rRNA modification. Lineage: Eukaryota; Metazoa; Chordata; Mammalia; Artiodactyla; Balaenopteridae. Gene Ontology annotation, molecular function: rRNA (adenine-N6,N6-)-dimethyltransferase activity. Bases 2223 to 3434 code for a protein of 403 amino acids.